UCCGCACGUGGCACCAUUCCACAACCGAUGCUCUAAAUCAUUCACCUGCUCCUCAUUUCCCUCACAAACCCCCCCUUCCUUCUCAUUUCAAUAAUAACCAUAUUUUUCAUAUCACACACAGUCAAAAACACAACAAGUUCAUUCAUUUUUCACUACUUCACUUGACUAGUCCAAUUAUCUGAUGCCAUAUCAAAACCAUGUCUGACCCUUCUACCCUCUUACCCUCCUCCCACCACCACCACAACCACCAUGUGCCACUCAUCCAAGGCGGCGCCACCGCACCCUCCUCCUCCUCCACCACCCUAGCCCGAGAAUACCGCAAGGGCAACUGGACCAUCCAAGAGACCCUCAUUCUCAUCACUGCAAAAAAGCUCGACGACGAGCGCAGGCUCAAAACCCCUGCUGCAUGUAGCACCUCCACCACCACCACCAGAACCAGCGGCGAGCUCCGGUGGAAAUGGGUGGAGAACUAUUGCUGGAGCCAUGGCUGCUUGCGAAGCCAGAACCAAUGCAACGACAAAUGGGACAACCUCCUCCGCGAUUACAAAAAGGUUCGCGACUACGAGUCCAAAUCAAACGACAACGACAACAACAACAACAAACACUUCCCUUCUUAUUGGACCCUCAACAAACAACAACGUAAGGAACAGAACCUCCCCUCCAACAUGGUCUUCGAAGUCUACCAAACCAUCGCCGAUGUCCUCCAACGAAAACAAACACAAUCCCAAAGACAACAUCAACAACCUCUGGCUAUUCCAUUAGUUACUUCCUCACCCUCACCACUUCAAACACUUCCACCACCUCCUCUACCACCACCGCCGCCUCCGCCACCUCCUCCUCCGCCAGUUAGCUCCACCACUCCGGUAGGCUCAGAGAGAUCGGAAUCAUCAGGAACUGAGCACAGUGAGGAUGAUGAUGAUGGGUCGGAAUCAAAACGUAGGAAAGUUAAGAACCUUGGUUCAAGAAUAAUGCAAAGUGCAUCGGUGUUGGCACGAGCUCUUAGGAGUUGUGAGGAGAAGAAGGAGAAACGGCACCGUGAAAUGAUUGAGCUGGAGCAAAGGAGGAUUCAGAUGGAGGAAGCUCGGAAUGAGGUUCACCGGCAAGGCAUCGCGACCCUUGUCGCCGCCGUCACCAACCUUUCCGGUGCCAUUGAGUCACUCAUUAAUAAUUCUGAACGCCAUGGCCAAAGAUAAUUAAUUAAUAUGGCACCAUAUAAUAAUAAUAAUAUAUGCUUCCUCGCCUAGCUAGCAGUUUAUUAUUAUUAUGUGAUUGAUCAGAAAAUCAUAUAAUAUCUAUCGGCCAUUCUUUCCCUCUUCAAAUUCAAUUGUUGUCUAAUAUUUUUGAGUCGGUUUUACCACCAAUUGAUUUCUCAUGAUUAUAUGUCAGCAGCUGAUAUGUGAUCGAUCCAUAUGGUAUAUGUUUCAUUAUUCUUUGGUGGAGAUCAAACCAAGCCCUAACAUUGAUUGUUUAUUGGGACACAGUUGUUCAGGUGAUUGUUAUUAUGUAUAUAAUUUAAUUCUUGUCUUA
Messenger RNA from Glycine soja, 1527 nucleotides. RefSeq names its product trihelix transcription factor ASR3-like. The record is from RefSeq and is a predicted model, not a curated record. Lineage: Eukaryota; Viridiplantae; Streptophyta; Magnoliopsida; Fabales; Fabaceae. The transcript has 2 exons. Bases 198 to 1193 code for a protein of 331 amino acids.